UGCUGUAUUCUUUGGAUCCACACUUCACUAGCCAGUAAAAUUGUGGAAGAGUUUUUAAGAAGAUAUGGCAUCACUACAAGAUAUUGCUCUGUCGGCAUUUAUAAAUAUUCUAUCUGCAUUUGCAUUUUUUGUGGCAUUUGCUAUAUUACGGCUUCAGCCAUUCAAUGAUAGAGUAUAUUUUCCUAAAUGGCAUCUCAAAGGGAUAAGAAGCAGCCCAAGACUUUCAGGAAACUCUGUAACCAAGUUUAUUAACUUGGAUUGGAGAACAUAUUUAAGGUUUUUGAGUUGGAUGCCAGCUGCACUGAGAAUGCCAGAACCUGAAUUAAUUGAUCAUGCUGGACUUGAUUCUGCUGCAUAUAUCAGGAUUUAUCUUCUUGGGUUAAAGAUAUUUGUGCCUUUAACCAUUCUUGCUUUUGGUGUCCUGAUUCCUGUUAAUUGGACUGGUGAUACUUUGGAGCAUUUAGAUGUAGAAUUUAGUGACAUUGACAAGUUCUCAAUAUCGAAUAUUGCAAAAGAAUCAAAAAGGCUUUGGACACAUCUGGUAAUGGCAUACGUCUUUACAUUUUGGAUUUACUAUGCAUUAUACAAAGAAUAUAAGAUCAUAACAACAAUGAGGUUGCAUUUUCUUGCAUCUGAAAAUCGUCGAGCAGAUCAAUUUACGGUUCUUGUAAGAAAUGUUCCACCAGAUCCUGAUGAAUCUGUUAGCGAGCAUGUUGAGCAUUUCUUUUCUGUGAAUCAUCAGGAUCAUUAUCUAACACAUCAGGUUGUAUAUAAUGCAAAUAAUCUUGCAAAAUUGGUUGAUCGAAGGAAAAGUUUGCAAAAUUGGCUGGUCUACUAUGAGAACAAGAAGACUAGAAAUCCCGAAAAGAGGCCAAUAACAAAGACAGGAUUUUUAGGUCUAUGGGGAAAAACUGUGGAUGCUAUAGACUAUUACACUGCUGAGAUUGAGAAGCUAUCGAAAGAGGAAGCUACAGAAAGAGAAAGAUUAGUCAGUGAUCCUAAAGCUAUAAUGCCAACAGCAUUUGUCUCCUUCCGAACUCGAUGGGGGGCAGCUGUUUGUGCUCAAACUCAGCAAUCAAGUAAUCCAACAUUGUGGUUAACUGAGUGGGCUCCUGAGCCACGUGAUGUUUAUUGGUCCAAUCUUGCAAUCCCAUUUGUUGAGCAGACAAUGCGAAGGUUGAUGAUGGCUGUUGCAUUUUUCCUCCUUACAUUUUUCUUUAUGAUUCCAAUUGCAUUUGUGCAGUCCCUAGCAAACAUUGAGGGCAUUGAGAAAGUUGCGCCUUUCCUAAAACCUAUAAUAGAAAAGGAAGUUGCAAGUUCAUUUAUAAAGGGCUUUCUAUCAGGAAUUGUAUUAAAGAUCUUCCUGAUCUUUCUCCCAACGAUACUUAUGACUAUGUCUAAGAUAGAAGGUUAUGGAUCAGUAUCGGCAUUGGAGAGGAGAUCAGCUGCAAAGUACUAUCUUUUUAUACUGGUUAAUGUGUUUCUUGCGAAUGUAAUUGCUGGAGCAGCAUUUGAACAGCUCGACACAUUCGUGAAUAAGGAAACACCUAACAAAUAUCCAGUUAUUGUUGGGACGGCUAUUCCAGCGAAAGCAACAUUUUUCAUUACUUAUAUAAUGCUUGAUGGCUGGGCUGGUGUUGCUUCAGAGAUUGUUAGAUUGAAACCGCUAAUCAUUUACCAUUUGAAGAAUGCAUUUUUGGUUAAAACUGAGCAAGACCGGGAGCAGGCUAUGGAUCCUGGGAGCUUAGAUUUUGCCUCCUCAGAACCUAGAAUACAACUGUACUUUUUGCUUGGCCUUGUUUAUUCUGUUGUCACACCGAUUUUUCUUCCUUUCAUAGUUGUCUUCUUCAGUUUGUCCUAUGUUGUUUUUCGUCACCAGAUCAUAAAUGUAUACGACCAAGAAUAUGAGAGCGGAGCAGCAUUUUGGCCAGAUGUACAUAGACGGUUGAUUAUUGCAAUGAUAAUAUCACAGCUUACACUUAUGGGCUUGAUGUCUACAAAAGACCCUAAGCAUGCUACACCAGUACUCAUUGCUCUUCCUAUAUUGACCAUAUGGUUUCAUAAAUAUUGCAAGAGUCGAUUUGAGCCUGCUUUUGUGAAAUUCCCACUACAGGAAGCAGUGGUGAAGGACACGCUAGAGCGAGCUAAAGAUCCAAACCUAAAUUUGAGAAGUUACCUCCAAGAUGCAUAUGUUCACCCAGUCUUUCAUAGCAAAGAUAUCGAACGGCUAGUAGCCAUUGAUGAGGAAGAAAACAACCCACUUGUGCCCACCAAACGGAAUUCUAAUAGGAGUACGCCUGGAGGAAGCAAAUAUGGUUCUGAGGCUGGGUCCGAGAUCGAAUAGUAAGAAUCAACUUGUCACACCUUAUCUUGUAGUCAUAUUCUCUUCUAAGACCUGUCAGUUAUGCUGACUCUAUUAAAUGAUUCUGUAAAAGAACCAAAGCCCUUAUGCAAGUACAACUAGAGAAUGUAAACAAAAUCCUGAUAUCAGCACCAAAAUUGAUUCUGGAAUUGCUUGUCCUCA
Phoenix dactylifera (date palm) is the source of this 2524-nucleotide messenger RNA. Lineage: Eukaryota; Viridiplantae; Streptophyta; Magnoliopsida; Arecales; Arecaceae. The record is from RefSeq and is a predicted model, not a curated record.